Messenger RNA from Melospiza georgiana, 1417 nucleotides. RefSeq names its product metallo-beta-lactamase domain containing 1 (gene MBLAC1). The transcript has a single exon. NCBI's taxonomy places the organism in Eukaryota, Metazoa, Chordata, Aves, Passeriformes, Passerellidae. The record is from RefSeq and is a predicted model, not a curated record. Bases 283 to 1053 code for a protein of 256 amino acids.
CCUCACAGGACAUUGGGACCUUCCAACCAUCGCCCCCUCCUCAAAUCCGCUGGGACUCCCCAAAACUUUCCCCUCAAAUCCCCCUGAGAGCCCCUCAAACCUCCUCGAGAUGCCCUAAAUCCUUCUCGGCCCACCCCAAACCACCCUGAGAUCGCCCAAACUCCCUCAAACUCCCUUUAAACCUCCAAAUUCCCUUUUUAACCCCUCAAAUCCUCUCAACCUCCCCAAAUUCCCCUCAAACCCCCCAAAUCCCCCCUUUAACUCCCUCAAAUCCCCCGGGAAAUGCCCCGUGAGUACCACACGUCCCCGCUGGGCUCUCUGUCCAUCCCGGGCCCCCUUUACUCCCUCCACGUUCUCCGCGUGGGCUACAACCGCCCCAACCCCGACGGCUCCUGCCGCGCCGACGGCUCCGUCACCCUCAUCCACGGCGGCCCCUUGACCGUGCUGGUGGACACCGGCGGGCCCUGGCUCCGGCCGCACUUCCCCGGCCUGCUGGGCGCCCACGGCGUCGCCCCUGAGGACAUCACGCACGUCGUGGUCACCCACGGGCACUCGGACCACGCGGGCAACCUGAACGCGUUCCCGCGGGCCACGCUGCUGGUGGGCUUCGACCUGAGCCGCGGCGAGGGGCUCUACCUGCCCCACGGGCUGGCGCGGGGAGUGCCCAUGGAGCUGCACCCCGGGCACCUCCGCGUCAUCCCCACGCCCGGGCACACGCGGGCGCACGUCAGCCUGGUGGCGCUGGGGACAUCGGCGGGCACGGUGGCGGUGGCCGGGGAUGUGUUCGAGCACGGCGAGGAUGAGGGGGAGUGGGAGGCGCUGAGCGAGGAGCCCGAGGUGCAGAGGAAGAGCAGGGAGGGCUUGGUGGCCGUGGCGGAGGUGAUCGUGCCCGGGCAUGGGGAGCCCUUCAGGGUGGUCAGGGAGUGGGGGGAGAGACAACGGGAGGAGGAGGAGGAGGAGGAGAAGGAGAAUAAGAAAAAAGACGAGAAGAAAAAGGAAGAGGAGGAGGAAGGCGGCCCCUCAGGACAUGGAGACACCUCUGGGGACUUCUGAGGGCGCUGCUGUGAUUGACAGGAGUCUUGUCCAAUCACGUCUCUCGCUGGCCAGGGCCUGAACCAAUGAGAGCUUGGGAAAUAAAAAUCUCUGUUGCCAUGGGAACUUGGCAAAGAACAACGGCCCAGUGCAUCCCAGUGACCUCCCAGUUCAUCCCAGUGACAUCCCAGUGCAUCCCAGUUCAUCCCAGUGCAUCCCAGUUCAUCCCAGUGACCUCCCAGUUCACCCCAGUAACCUCCCAGGUCAUCCCGGUGACCUCCCAGUGCCUCCCAGUUCAUCCCAGUGACCUCCCAGUCCCUCCCAGUUCAUCCCAGUAACCUCCCAGUUCAUCCCAGUUCGUCCCGGUUCAGCGUCCCCACAAUGU